GAUGCGAGGACAGGAUUGUGUUUUGUCUCUCUCUCAUCCGUAGGGCAGCUCUCAUGAUGGUGCCAAGCGGCGCUGCGCGGUGUGAGAAAUCAAAGCGCAGGCGUCGUGGCGGGGAGGGAGGCUGUCUUUGCGCAGACUGGGUAGCUUACUGUACAUGGCCAUUGAUACUGCUGGAUGGAUGUAGCCCCUGGUGUAAAUAGGAAUGACGAGGGGUGUGAAUCUAACAUGCCGCGUUAUCUCCGCCUGACAUCGGAUCCUGCCUGUUUUUUAUCACCAGCUGGAUUUUAUAAAGCGCCUCUUCUGUCGACGGCUUGACAGCUCGCCCGAUGAUUUUCAUUUGACUCAAAGCAGACGGGCGGCUUCUCCUAAUAAACACUCGGGAAAAGAAAACAUAAUAAAACAGGUCAUUAUGACCUUAGCAUCCGCCAGUAAAAGGAAACCACCGGAUUGCUUUUACGCAGCGGCGUUCUGCCUGCAUCUUUUGCUUUGGGUCUCGCGUUCCGUGUCCGGAGAGGAGCAUCAUCAGUUCAGCGUUGAGGGAUGGCUACAGAGAUACGGCUACCUUCCCCCCACAGAACCAGGAAUGUCGGUCCUGCGCUCAGCCAAAACCAUGCAAUCAGCCAUUGCUGCCAUGCAGCGUGUCUAUGGCCUCAAUGUCACAGGGACACUGGAUGAGAAAACUAAGGAUGAUAUCACUCUCAGGUGGAUGCAAAAGCCUCGCUGCGGCGUUCCUGACAAGUUUAAAGGUGCCGCGAGGUCACGGAGGCGAAGAUACGCGCUGACAGGACAGAAGUGGCAACGCACAUUCAUAACGUACAGCAUCAAAAAUGUUACACCAAAAGUGGGAAUCCAGGACACUCAUUAUGCCAUCCGGCGGGCGUUUGACGUGUGGCAGGAAGUGACUCCUCUACGCUUUGAGGCCGUUCCAUACAACUUCCUGGAAACUGGCCGGCGUGACGUGGACAUCACCAUCAUCUUCGCUUCAGGCUUUCAUGGUGACAGCUCACCCUUUGAUGGGGAGGGCGGAUUCCUGGCCCACGCCUAUUUCCCGGGCCCAGGCAUAGGAGGGGACACACACUUUGACUUAGACGAGCCUUGGACCCUCGGAAAUCCCAACCACGAUGGAAAUGACUUGUUUCUGGUUGCGGUUCAUGAGUUGGGCCAUGCUCUCGGUCUAGAGCACUCCAACGAACCCACUGCUAUCAUGGCUCCUUUUUACCAGUACAUGGACACGGAGAACUUCAAACUACCUCGUGAUGAUCUGGACGGCAUCCAGAAAAUCUAUGGACCACCAGAUAAAGCUCCACAGCCCACAAUACCUCCUCCGACGGUUCCUCCUCCUUGCUUCCAUCCUCCGUCAGACCCGCGAAAACACGAACGUCACUCCAGACCCCAUCGGCCUCCGCAGGGGGCUAAACCAUCCAACCCCAACUCCAAACCUAACAUCUGCGACGGAGGCUUCAACACUCUGGCCAUUCUUCGACAAGAGCUUUUUGUCUUCAAGGACCAGUGGUUUUGGAGGGUCCGGGACAAUUCUGUAAAUCCAGGCUAUCCCAUGCAGAUCAACCAGUUCUGGAAAGGCUUGCCUCCCAAAAUAGACGCUGUGUAUGAAAACAGUGAAGGGAAGUUCGUCUUUUUCAAAGGGUACCGUUUCUGGGUGUUCAAGGACACAACUCUGCAACCGUCAUACCCUCAGAACAUCUCUCUAUUUGGCAGCGGAAUGCCGAAUCAGAGCAUUGAGACAGCUGUUUGGUGGGAAGACGUCGCCAAAACCUACUUCUUCAAAGGAGACAGAUACUGGAGGUAUAAUGAGGACAUGAGGACGAUGGAUCCAGGUUACCCCAAACUCAUCACCAUCUGGAAGGGCAUCCCUCCCUCACCUCAGGGGGCUUUUGUGGAUAAGGCCAAUGGCUUUACCUACUUCUACAAGGGAAAAGAGUACUGGAAGUUCAACAACAUGCUGCUUCGCGUGGAGCCCGGUUACCCCAGGUCCAUUUUGAGGGACUUCAUGGGCUGUGACGGCCUACCUGUUGACCCCGACUGGGACUGGAGUCCCGCUGUAGCAGAGGAACGCCACUAUGACAGCGAUGACGUGGUGGUCAAAUUCACUCAGAACAGCAUAGGCGGCACGGAGAAAGCAGUGGCCAUCGCCAUCCCCUGCGUUCUGGCACUGUGCAUGAUGGUCCUCCUCUACACCGUUUUCCAGUUCAGGAGGAAGAGCACGCAGUGGCACAUACUGUACUGCAAGCGCUCCAUGCAGGAGUGGGUCUGAGGGACUACGACUGUACAGCGGAGGGGGUUGUGUGUGUGUGUGUGUGUGCGUGUGUGUGUGUGUGUGUGUGUGUGUGUGUGUGUGUGUGUGUGUGUGUGUGUGUGUGUAUCUCUGAUAAUGGUCUUGUUGUUGCUUGAAGCCCUAUAAUUUAAAAAGCACUAAACAGAACAUGAAGUUUGCCAUUUUGGCUGAUCUCAGAACUGCUGGAAUAUGUAACGAGCAAGCUGCAAGGAAGUGAGACUAUCAGCACAACUCAAGACAGCGAUGGAGCUGCAGCUUCUUUGUCCAACUAAUCCGUAUCAGCUUCGGAGUUUUUUUUCUAUAUCUUGGAAUGAACUCAAUUACAUGAGACAGAAUUAAUCCACUGUAAGUGGAACCUUUGACCAUCCACGUCUCUGCACGCUGCUUAAAAAGCCCAUAGCACCAAUUUCAGUGGACAAAUUUGAUCUAGGCUUCUACUUUACUUAAUUCAAUCGCCCAGAGCUGUGCUUUAUUCCGUUUUUUAAAAGAUUAUUCAUUGUUUAGAGGAGCAGUACACAAACCAAAUAUGAUGUUUUCUCCCAAAGAGGAUUACAGCCCAACAAUUCUUUUUUUUUAAACUUUAUUUAUUCAUUUAUUUUAAUUGGAUGUUUUUCCUUCAUGGAACUCACAUCAAGGGUCACUCGCUGGUUUUUCGAAGCCAUUUCUUCUCAUAUCCACUCGUCUGCUCAGUGCAGAUGCAGCAGUGAACAGGAGAUGUUGGGACUAUUGUGGCAGUCUGUCUCCAAAACGGGGGCCGAAAAGCCCUCUCUGCAAUAUUUACAGGACUGCCUUAAUCACAGAUUGCUUAAAUCCUUUGCUCCUUUUUCUCUCUGGUGUGGAAGUGGGAUAAUGAGCAGCACAGCAGCAGGACUACAGGAAAUGUUAAUAAACACUGCCCGAAAAUGCAACUUUAAACCAGUCUGUCGGAUCCACAAGGGGCUCGUUGCUCUUAAAAAAAGAUCUGCUUUCGUGUCUCUGGAGGGAAAAAAAGGAUGAUUUAAUCUGUGUGUGUGUGUGUGUGUGUGUGUGUGUGUGUGUGUGUGUGUGUGUGUGUGUGUGUGUGUGAGAGAGAGAGAGAGAGUGAAAGAAUACUGUACAUCUAACGUCCUCACUUGAAACUGCUUUCCUUUUUCAGCUUUGAUUUUGUACAGCUUUUAAGUGGAUGACAUUUUUUACAUAAAGCUGGAAACAAAACAAAAGGAGGAACAUCCUCAGAGGGAUAAGAAUACAAUCAUCUCAAAUCAUCAGAAGCACAGGUUUCUCCAUCUUCCUAUUAUAGUUUUUGAUGAAAAGCACAGAAGAAAAUAAAAAACCCCAAACAAGAUUGUAACUUUUAACUAAACUUACUGACAGCUGAACUUAGGAGGUUUAGAGUAAAACGCCUGCGUGAUCAGUAACCAGGCUGUUUUAUGCACCGUUAUAUGCAAAUAUUUGUGUAACAUGAACAAAUGACUAUUUAAUGUUAGAGUUGUCUAAUCAAUAUAAAUAUUUGGAUUUAACUAGAGUAUUGGAGAAAUGAAUCCAGCAAAUGUCAAGUAUUUAAUGAGCCUUUGUGCAUAUAUACAAUAUUACAUGUAACCUUGUGUUUCCAUCCAUUUCUUCAGAAACAAUAAAACUGAUUUAAAGGUGAGAUGAAGCUGAAAGGAGAAGGAUUUAUUUUGUUGUGUUAAGUUACAGAAACUGGGUUUGACCAUAUAAGUGUGAACAAUGUGGGUGUGUGGUGUGUAGCAUUUCUGAGUUUAUCCGAUGAUCCAAAAAGUGGUUUAUUUCUGGUAAAAAGGGGAUUUUUGUUUCUGGUUUUGUUGAGACUCAUCAGGAUGCUGGAAAUCAUCUUCCACAGAUAUCAAGGGUGCAUGGUUUUAAAAUGCAUUCUUUUGCACUUUUUGAAAUACAAAUCUGCAUAAAAAUCUCCCUGAGACUUGAUUGAUGGCAGGUUGUUAAUCAUUCGUGAUCAUUUAUAACAUAAGCGCACUUUCAUGCAUGCAGGCAGGGUUGAAGGAAAGUGUUAAACAACAAACUGCCUUGCAGGAAUCUGCUGUGUUCAUAACUUCCUGCUUACGGUUUGUUGUAGUUUCAAGGUAGAAAAACAUGAUGACAGGAAAAGCUUUGAUUUCCUGGGUUAGCUCUGUACAGCCCAUGCUGAUUCAUUCUAAUUUAAGGUGGAUUUAAGGUGGUUGUUGUGGGAGUUUAUGAUGAGAGUUUGCUGACUCCAUAGAGUGUGAUAGUUACACCAAGCUGAUACUGUACUUUAUUGUCAUGUUUAUUGAUGCAAGUCUUGCAAAGAGCAGGAAGUUUCCAAUAAAAUUGAUUUUACAGAUUCUAAACGAUUUCCUUCAAACAUCUUUACAAAAAUGUCUCUUGCUCCAGGUCAGUCGUCCCCAGUCUCCUCAACGCUUCUUUGUUUUUUGUGUGUGUCUGUCUAAACACUUGCUGCUAAGCAUUAGGGCUAAUUCAGAGUGUCAUUAAAGGAAGCAGAUGGGACUGAUGAGACAGCAGAGAGACAAAACGGGUACAGAAGAGACAAGGAGCAAUCACUGCACUCUAGAUUCUGUGCACAGACAAGUGGAGGUCAUCCUUCUCCAGGAUAAAGACAAUAUUGCAUUUCAUGUAUAUAUAUACUGUACAAGCCAGGCUCUGUAUUUUCUGUUUAGAAUUUUUUUUAAAUCCACCAACUCCAUGGGUAAAGAAAAUGCUGUGUGUUGUAAAUAAAAUGAGUGCAUAAUGAAA
Nothobranchius furzeri (turquoise killifish) is the source of this 5020-nucleotide messenger RNA. RefSeq names its product matrix metallopeptidase 16b (membrane-inserted) (gene mmp16b). Gene Ontology annotation, molecular function: metalloendopeptidase activity; zinc ion binding. NCBI's taxonomy places the organism in Eukaryota, Metazoa, Chordata, Actinopteri, Cyprinodontiformes, Nothobranchiidae. The record is from RefSeq and is a predicted model, not a curated record. Gene Ontology annotation, biological process: skeletal system development; proteolysis; extracellular matrix organization. Gene Ontology annotation, cellular component: plasma membrane; extracellular matrix.